AUGGGGACCCUCUACGAGGCCCUCCCGGGCCCCGUUAAGGCCUUCUUCCUCGGCGUCUCCGUCCUCGCGCAGGCGCAGAUCGGGCUCCCCGGGCUGGUCUACCUCCUCGGCCGCGCCACCCUCCCAACAGCGGCCGCCGCCCCCGACGAGGCCGCGGCGAGGACGGGCCUCUUCCGGGAGGCCUAUCGCGCCCUCACCACGGCCCUCCCCGGCCCUGAGUCCGCCCCCCCUUUUCCCUCACCUCUCAGGCCCGGACCGCAUUCGGGCCCGGAAGGGGGGUCGUGGGUGGAGCACGUGGUCCGGAUCGCCGCCGUGGUGGAGUUGAUCGUGGAGCGGCGCGAGGGGCAGCUCCGCCGUCGCACCGAGGAGGCCAUGAGGGAGAUUUAUCGACAAGCCCACGCCGAGCAGACCGAGCUCGCACGCGCCGCGCAAACGACGGAGUGGAAGGCGAUGAUCACGGAGGCGGUGGAGGAGGUCUCCGCGCGGCAUGAACAGGCCACCUCACACCUCGUAAAGUCGCUCACCACGAUGGUCGGGGAGUGGUCGCCGGAGAAGCUCUUCGACGCCGUAGAGGCGCUCCUAAAAGAACGUGUGAACCCGCUCCGGGGGGAUCUUCAGCAGCUUAUCGAGUUCUCAGAGACGCUCGGGGAGAGAUUGGGGCAAAUUAAUGUCCAUUUGCCGGCUAUCAAGAAGGACCUCCUUGAGGUUCGCGCGCAAAUCGAAAGUCUGAUUCAAAACUCUGGCUCUGCCCUUUUCUCAGAAGACCCGUCAUCUUCAGAAAGUUUACCUCAGAAAACUGAGCAAGUGGUGCAGGAGCUGGCCAGAGUUUUACAAGAUAUCAAAAGCAUGAUGGCACAAUGGGAUGUUUCGGCGCCUGAAAUGAGUAAUGCUGCUACCCAUUCGCAGCAUGAAUCAACAUCCCAAAUCACCAAAAUACUGGAUACAGUUGAUAAGAUUCACAAUCAAAUGAAAUCGGGCGAUACUGAAAGUGUAGAAAAUUCGAACAAAUACAGCACCCUAAUUUCCGACGACGAAGUCGUUGAAGCAGUCACGCAGAUAAAGCAACUAAACGUUCCACUUCUAUUGGAACGCUUUGAGAAUGCUUUAGCUCGCGUGCACACUACGCCAACCCUUGCGGAAUCUUCUGCAAGGGAUCUGGAUACCAUAAACGUUGUAACCUCAAAGAAUGAUAAACUGAAUGACGGUGAUUCUCCUUUAUCAUCGGAGGUGGGAACCCCGUCCACGCCUUUGGAAGUGGACCGCAUUGCAAAGGAUGUUUUCCGACAACUGAAGGACUAUUUAAUCAAAUCCGAGGUCCAACGGACUGUACGGCAGCGUAAUGUGCUUGCACGAAUACAGCGGCAACAGCGCAAUCGACUACAACGCGAGAAGUCCGAAUAG
Phytomonas sp. Hart1 is the source of this 1401-nucleotide messenger RNA. The record is from the annotation of a GenBank genome assembly. Lineage: Eukaryota; Euglenozoa; Kinetoplastea; Trypanosomatida; Trypanosomatidae.